AGAGAGAAAAACAGGAGGCGUGCGUGACCACUCUUCGCCUAAUUAACAGUCAGUCACUCAGGGAUUUACCAAAGCUGCAAACCUCAAACAUUUGACUAAAGGUGUCAUAUCCAUCCAAUAAAAAUGGGUUGCUUUGGAUUUUUGAAAGCCAUGAUGUUUCUCUUCAAUGGUGUCAUCUUUCUGGCAGGAGCAGUUAUUCUAGGUGUGGGGAUCUGGGUGAAGGUGGACAGUGGGUCUAUCCUGAAUUUUCUGCAGAAUAUACAAGGAGCCCCAGGUGAGCUGGGGCAGGUGUUGAACGUAGGAUACCUCCUCAUCGCUGUGGGUGCUGUGCUGCUCAUCCUGGGCUUCCUGGGCUGCUGUGGAGCGAUCCGAGAGAGCAGGUGUAUGCUGCUGCUGGGUUAUAAUGUUAUUGCUCUUUGA
This is a messenger RNA of Sinocyclocheilus grahami, 420 nucleotides long. RefSeq names its product tetraspanin-1-like. NCBI's taxonomy places the organism in Eukaryota, Metazoa, Chordata, Actinopteri, Cypriniformes, Cyprinidae. Gene Ontology annotation, cellular component: plasma membrane. The coding region runs from base 124 to 420 and encodes 98 amino acids. The record is from RefSeq and is a predicted model, not a curated record. The transcript is spliced from 4 exons.